Prunus armeniaca (apricot) is the source of this 402-nucleotide messenger RNA. The record is from the annotation of a GenBank genome assembly. NCBI's taxonomy places the organism in Eukaryota, Viridiplantae, Streptophyta, Magnoliopsida, Rosales, Rosaceae.
AUGCUCCUACCUUUUCAACUCUCACCACAAAAGCUAAAGUGUCUUGUUCAGCUUCUCUCGCUCCAAGUCUUGGUCAAAGCUAAACCUGCAAAGCUGGUCAAAGAUACUGAGAUGACAGCACCAUGCCCACCAACAGUUCUUUAUCCAACAACUGGAGGCAAUAUCCAUAGUUUUAGAGCUCUAACUCCUUGUGCCAUCUUUGACAUCCUUGCGCCGCCUUACUCCUCUGAAGAUGGACGGCACUGCACGUAUUUCCGGAAGUCCUCAAGAAAAGAUCUGCCUGGUUAUCUCGAGUUUGAAGGAGUUACAGAGCCACAAGUGACUUGGUUAGAAGAGUUUCAACCUCCCGACAACUUUGUGAUUCGCAGAGGGCUGUACAAGGGCCCUGUUAUUAGAACUUGA